This is a messenger RNA of Penicillium argentinense, 2151 nucleotides long. Its product is annotated as Zn(II)2Cys6 transcription factor. Gene Ontology annotation, molecular function: DNA binding; zinc ion binding; DNA-binding transcription factor activity, RNA polymerase II-specific. NCBI's taxonomy places the organism in Eukaryota, Fungi, Ascomycota, Eurotiomycetes, Eurotiales, Aspergillaceae. The record is from RefSeq and is a predicted model, not a curated record. Gene Ontology annotation, biological process: regulation of DNA-templated transcription; DNA-templated transcription. Gene Ontology annotation, cellular component: nucleus. The transcript is spliced from 3 exons. Bases 1 to 2151 code for a protein of 716 amino acids.
AUGGCAUCCUCAUCCCGCUCCACCGGGAAACGCCUCCCAAUAAGUUGCCAAGCCUGCCGAACGAGAAAAAUCAGAUGCUCGCGCGACGGCCGACCGUGCCAAACCUGCAUCCGGCGUGGUCUCGGCGCGGAAGACUGCGUCUACCUAGGCCAACCGCGCCUCUUAACCGAGCAAAGUUCUCCAGCCGAUCAAACCGUCCAAAACGAGCUCAUCGCCCGCAUCCGCAAUCUAGAAGGCCUGCUCCAAAAACAAGUCUCCUCCCAAGCCAGCACGCCCGUCGCCGGCGCCACAUCCCCGCAGGCCCCCAGUGCUUCCGGCAGCUUUUCCGAACCAGACUUGGACCCCUGGGGAAGUCCUAUGCUCGGGAAUGUUGGGACGCUGCAGACAAGUCCGUCGGGUCAUGUGCGGUAUGUGCCAAUUGCGUCGCAGUGGGAGUCUGUUGUUUCGAAGGGUCCGGCUGCGGAGUGUUUGCGGAGUUCCGAGGCGGAUAUCGCGGAUGAUGAUGAUCUGCAGAUCCCGUUGGCGAGGAAUGGUAUUGUCUCGCAUGCGGAGCUUUUGGCGUUGUUGCCGCCCAGUCGGUAUUGUGAUAGUUUGAAGGAGGUUUAUUUUCGGGUUUUCUCGCCGGUCUUCCAUAUCUUGCAUGAUUUGACCUUCGAAGCAGAGUACCAGCAAUUCUACCAUGAUCCAAUAAGUGUCUCGAAAUCAUGGCUGGCUCUACUAUUCGCAAUCCUGGCUAUUGCAGUCAGUGCCCUGGACGACGACGAUACUCUCCUCUCCGACCUCGGCCGCGAGAGAACCGUCAGUCGAAAUAUAAAAGUCCUCUCAGCAAGAUAUCGCUCCGCAGCCCUACGCUGUCUCGCCGCCGACAGCGUCAUGACCCGCCACUCCAUCAAUUCCCUCCAGGCCCUGAUCUUAAUUAGCUACGCCCGUCUGCACCGCAGCCUCCCAUUCUGGACUUUACUGGGCUUCACUCACCACGUCGCCAUCUCGAUGGGCUGCCACAUUGACCCAGAAAGAUUCCUUCUGGGCCCAAUCGAGCGCGAAGAACGCCGCCGUGCCUGGACCGGCCUAGCGAUGCUCUACACCAUCCAAAACACCUCCUUCGGCAGCCUGGACCAACAAAUGAUCUCACAAGAUGUCAAGAUGCCCAUCGACGUCGACGACGUCGAACUCCUCACCGGCUCAGGCAUUCCGACAAACGACCUCACCUCCUCUCCAUCUGCAGCUCGCCCAACCCAAAUGACCUACCUCCUCCUCUCCUCCCGCCUCUACAAAAUCUCCACCCGAAUUAGCGAAAACAUCUUCACAUCCCCGCACUCCCGCUUCAGCACCCCCCAGCUCGAAAGCGAGCUCUUCGCUGUGCGAGAAAUCUGCGACGCACGCUACAGCAGCGGGGACGCCCUCCCAACCCACCACCAAGCAAACCUCAACAUCCUCCACAGCCAAAUCCACCAGCUUUUCCUGCUCCUCCUCCGACCAAGACUCGCCCGCUUCCUACAGGGGGAAAUUACCCCGGAGACCUGCGCGUCUAGAGCAAAGUGCAUGGCUUCGGCCAAGGCUUCGUUGGGGGUGUUCCAGAAUAUGCUUGAGUCGCCGCAGUUUGCGUCGUAUAAGUGGUAUACGAGUGGACUGGGCAGUUUUCAUGCGUUUCAUGCGGCUGUUGUUUUGGCGGUGGGUUUGCUGAAUCCGGAGUCUCCGACCGAAUUUGAGGAAAGUAAGGAGAUUCUGGCGAAAGCGCUGGAUUUGUUUGCAUCGUUGUCUGUUAGAAGUGUUUUUUGCAGUAAGGCUGUGCCGGUUGUGCGGCAGAUUAUUGAUGUUGCUUCGACUCAAUACGCUCAGAUACAGCAGCAGCAGCAGCAGCAACAGCAAGCAGCUGUCACGCAAGGUCAGCUCCAGCAGACCCAGCCUCAAAUGUUCUCUACUCUCCCGCCGAGCAUGUCGUCGGUGACUAUUCCGGAUACUUAUGUCCAUUCUCAUUCGCAAUCUCAUUCUCCUGUUCCGACUGUUUCAUCGUCGGCGAGUGAUCCGACCAUGCAUUCGAGCUUCGGGGUCCAUCUUCAUCCGCAGAAUUGGCUUGGUCCAACUUCUGUGCCGUGGGAUACGCUUGGUGCUUCGGUUGGUCAGUAUGGGUUUGAGUCGGAUGUUAUGUAG